This is a messenger RNA of Boeremia exigua, 1315 nucleotides long. RefSeq lists its product as uncharacterized. The record is from RefSeq and is a predicted model, not a curated record. The coding region runs from base 391 to 1194 and encodes 267 amino acids. NCBI's taxonomy places the organism in Eukaryota, Fungi, Ascomycota, Dothideomycetes, Pleosporales, Didymellaceae. The transcript has a single exon.
UUCACUUGCGGCAUCAGCUUUCACACUCCGUGCAUUGCUAUUUGUCGUGAUAUACCUACCUACCUUCUCUAUGAGUAAGAGGCGUCUCUUGUUCCGCAAUACUAUCUUUCGUUUCUUUCUCUACACCCUCUUGUAUAUAUGAGACAGUUUCGCAUUGAUACUGAUGUGCUCAAGUGCACUGUGUUUGAGAGACUAUGGCCCGUCUGACCACCCCAUACCUUCUCUCUUAGCCUGGGCAUCCUUAAGAGAGUCAAAUAGCAGCAAUACCCGAUGCCGCAGAGGUAGUGAUACAUCGCCUCAACCAUUUGAAACCAUCAAUCGAAGGGUGGGUUGUAGUAGCACACUGACGCCGUAUUCCAGAUCCGGCCCAGACACAUCUACAACGGCCCCAUGGUAAUCUUCGUGGUAUACACAUCACAUGCACUGAAUGAACGACACGGCACCCGCUGGUUCCCAGCACCAUCCCGUCCCCAUCCGGCUGAUCACGAUCACUGCGCAUGUGCCCGUGGGCGAGGGUUCAAGGGACACGUGGAGCAGGGCACUGCGAUCCCGCGCCUCCAGGACGCAAAGCAACAACGCCAUCCACACUAUCAGACACCAACUGCAUCCAAGAAGCCACGCAUCACGCACCCCCGAGUCACCACACUCACAGCCGAGACGCCGCGUCCAACACACCCACCGCUUACCGCUACUCCCCACGCUCGAUUCCCACGCUCGAUUCUCACCCCCGAUCCACGCACCCAGACGCACACCUCGCUCACCGCGACACACGCACGCAGCAUCUCGCCGUCCAGACAGCGCCCGUGCGCAUGCCCGCCGAUGAUACGGAGAGGUGUUCGGAUGCUACAGCCGCAGCGUUGCUGGAGUGACGCAGGUACAGCGCAUCGACGAGACCCGUGCGGCGGUGUGGACGGUGGUCACAGCGCGUGGGCUCUGGGACUGCGGGAUGGCACUGUGGCGAGUAUACAGGACAUGCGGUGGUGGUUGGGUUGGGUGCGAAGGAGCGUUCUUGAUACAGCCGGGGCAGGGCAUGGGCGAUUCAGGGGUGUCGGUUUGGACGCACAGUUGCUGUUGGGCUUACUGGGGGGGUUGCUGCGGUGGUGGGCGGUUUGGGAGGACAUUGGCAUCGAGAUCGGAUGGCAUGUAUACGAAAUGAACGCGCGUGUUCAGGUGCAGAGUCGCGGUGUCCCCUAACCGUGCAGUGCUUCCGAGCGCAUGCGAUAUCUCGCGUCGGGCAGCGUUGACCGCUUCGCGCUGACAGAGUCCUCAUGGCAACCAUCGCGACGGCGAGCUCGAGGCAGCUGUCGCUCCUCGA